CAUUCGACUAGCCACCUGCAACAUAUGCGCAGUUAUAAACCUGCUAGAGUUAGCAACAGGCAGACGAGCAAUAGCUACGGUCGUAGUACAGAUGGAGACUGAUCUGCAAUGUGAAGCUAACUAGCUUUAGAAACGCCUGAGUAGAUCUAGCUUGCUUCGUAGUAUACCACUCCGGUGAAUGAGGGUUCAAAGACGAACAAUAAGUGUUAAGGAGCAUAUACCCACGUGGGUGAUUGAAAGAUGAACUGACAUCCACACUCCAGUCGGGUAAUGCACCGUAAAGUUGGUUGCCAACCACCAUAUGAAGUCCAAUGAAGAAGAAAAAGCCUGAAGGAAGAAGAGAUGACGAGAAAUGAAUUCGGUUUAUUGUUUUAUCUGUGGAUUAAUUGUCGGAGUAGAGGACCUUGUGCAUUUCAGGCACUCGACGGCAACAACCGCAGCACAAUCCUUUGGCCCGCCAGCCCUGCUGGGUCUGAUCCCAGGCCUCUUCUCAAGACAGCCUCAGCAUGGAAAGCCCAGUGAGGGCUGAGCCAGCUACCCCAACCCUGGCUCCCCCAGCUCCACGAAACCAUACUCCUUCUCUAAGUCCCAGAGCUGAGGCCAAAGAGAAGAGGUCGGAGGUGAGCGAGGGAACAGCGGAUGAGUGUGAGGCAGUGGACACAGAGGGGGACCCUAUAUGUCUCUCGCUGUUAUCAAAGAUGACUGUGUUUGUGGAGGCGCCAGCAGAGGAUGCAUCAGAGAAGGCUGCGGCUGAGGAGGUUGCAGCCAAGGAGAGGGCUGAGAGAGAGGCUCAGAGGCAGCUCCUGGCCACAGAGGAGCUGAUCUACACAGAGAGGAACUACCUGAGACUCCUCCAGGUCUGCACCUGCACCAUCAGGAGCAACCUGCAGAAACUACAGCCUCAGCUGCCUAACCUGGACAGCAUGUUCCUGUACAUAGAGGAGGUGAUUGAUGUGUCGGGACGCCUCCUCAGCCUCCUGGACCAGAAGCAGGUCACGCCCCAUGAUCCUCUCUUCCUGGAGACCCUGUGUGACGCCUUCCUCAGUCUAUCAACAGACAUAGAGUCGGCUUACAAGGAGUACCUGUCCAACUACAACACCGUCACAGCGUUAGAGAACAGCUACAAACAGAAAGAACCCCUGUGGACUGAGAUGGUGAAAGUCAUCAAGUCCUCAGCGCCAGAGGUGAAUGCUACCUCUCUGAGCUUCUUCCUGGUGAUGCCAGUCCAAAGGAUCGCUCGCUACCCUCUUCUCCUCCAGACCAUCAUGAAACAUACAGACCCUGGGCACCCGGCCUACUCUCUCCUGGAGCAGACUGCCCACGCCGCCGUAGCCGUCAACUGCAGGAUCAAUGAGUACAAACGCUUCCGAGAAGUUGCCGACAAAUACAAGAAGACGGAAACCUUGACGAUAAGGGAUAAGAUAAAUCGUCUGAAUAGCCACAGCAUCGCAAAGAAGACUGCCAGACUGAGUCAGUUCAUCAAGCAUGAGACGGGGAUUGCACCAAAGUUGGUUGAUGAGGAGUUUGAUGCCUUGGAGGGCUUUUUCUAUCUCCUUGAAAAUGGUAUCGCCGUGCUACAUGAAAAUGUGGAGACGUAUCUCAGCCAUCUGCAGAGAUUCCUUAGCUGUCGACCGGAGGAGUUUGACCUUGACAUGGACGGCGAGAAGCCUGCUAUAUGCUACAAGGAAAUCACAGCAGCAUUGAGACAAUGGAUACUUCCUACAUUUGAGAAGAGGAUGAGGACGUUGGUCCACAAGCCCCUCUGUGCCCUUCGAGAACUGCUGGUGGGGCCUCGUAACCUGAUCCGUAAGCGCCUGGACAAGCUGCUUGACUACGAGCUGAUCGAAGAGAAGCCCAGUCUGAGCUACGAUGAGCAGGCGGUGGCAAACACCUAUAAGACCAUCAACACGUUGCUCCUCAACGAGCUGCCCCAGUUCAAUGGCCUGGCCCUCACCCUGCUCUGGGGCAUGCUGGGGGCCUUCAGCUGCCUGCACAAGGACCUGGCUGCAGACAUGGAGCAGCUCUUCCAGGGCUUUGCCCAGCAGCUCCCUCACAGUUCCCUGGAGCCUAAUGCAUUCUGGGAGUGGGCAGAGUGUUCGGUGCUGGAGGGUGCGAGGAUGCUGGAGACUCUGUGUCGGAAUGUGGAGGACCAACUCAAUGCUCCCAUUGUCCAGCCUCUCAGCCCUGGGUCUCAGAAGUGUCUGAAGGCCCUGACAGACAAGCACGGCUCAGGCAAGAUCUACCAGCUGACGGGUCAUGUGGUGGGGACUAGAGACCUGGACCUGAGCCUGAACAGAGGAGAGCUGGUGGCCAUCAUCAGUGAGAUGGACACACGGGGGGACAGACGCCGCUGGCUGGUCGACGCAGGGGGUCCAAGAGGAUACGUCCCCUCCUCCAAACUGGUGCGUUACCACCAGGUAACCAUGGACCCUCCCCCGUCCCCUCAUCUGACAGUCACUACCAUGGAUUGUGCUGGGGGUGUCAGGCGACACUCCUACACCCCUGACGUCAGGCGACACUCCUUCUCCCCUGAUACACCCCAGCCCGUGAGGACUCUGUCGAUGACCAUGCCCUGCUUCCAGGUGUUUGCAGGCUAUGACUUCACGGCAAGGAGCAGUCACGAGGUCUCUCUGAGGGUGGGGGAACCAAUCAGAGUGCUGGAACCCCACGACAAGAGGGGUAGCCGCGACUGGAGCCUGGUGGAGGUGCGGGAACAGAGGGGGUAUGUUCCCUCCAACUACCUGGCAGUGGUGCCUACAUCUACGUCGCCCACCACCCCCUACCACUAGGGUUGCCCCGGGCAACCAGCCAGUCCGUGCUAGACGCCACUCAACCAUCGCUGCCCACGCACCUCUGCUCAGCAGGAGAAGCACUCUCACUGAAGCCUACAUCUACAGGAGGGCGAGAAAGAGAUGUGUGUGUGUGUGUGUGUGUGUGUGUGUGAUGGAUUAGAUGACAGGUGUGUGUGUGUGAAGUGGUGCACCAGGCAUUUGCAUGUAGAGUGCUCCAAGCCCUCGACUGCAGCACUUAUUAGAAGCAUGUAAGUGGGAGGCUGCUUCCAUCACCAGGAACCAGGGGUGAAAUGCUGCUUUCUCCUACAGAAAAUGACUGACUGGCAGUCAGGUAGCAAUGCCUCAGCACAGCAUGAGGAUGAAGGAGAGCAGGCAGUCUGUGGCAAGGGAAUUGGUUCUUGUGAAUAUUUGACCUACCUGACAAAGCUUCUCCACUGAGCGGAUCUUUCGCUCAACUGGCGCUGGCAGUUAAACUGAUGGACAUAUAUAUGUACACGCCCCUGACUCCGUUUAUGUGAUGUACCACUUGCACCGCCAACACUGAAUCCGCCACUGACAUUGACAGCAAUGCAAUUUAUGCUCAGGCAAAAUAGUUGUAUGAUUUCUAAGAAGAAAUGAGGUCGGCAUACUAAAACAUUAAUGCUAGAUUGAUCAAAUAAGAAAAGGGGGAGAGUGGAUCAGAGAAGUCCUGUUCAAAUGGAUGAAGCGUAGCUAGUUUGAUUCCAGAUAUCAAACGGCAGCAAACAUCUGUUAUUAAAGCAAUUGUAUCAUUCGGGUUGUUAUGGCUUUAAUAGCAUAGUACUUGUCGUGCUAGCGGCGCCUUCUCAUUGGUCCAAAUGUCAGAGCAGAGUGAGAAGGCGAGACGUUACCUGCUGCUGCUGCUGUAUCUGGGCUGUCUGGUCUAGACGGAGGCAGAACUCUGUGUCUUCUCUGAGCUGGCCACAAGGGGGCAUACCUCACCAACUCUCACCUAACAGAUGGCUUUUGUAGGCUUUAGCGUCAUUAUCUUUAUCAUUACCUCAGUCAGUAUUGAUGUUAAGCUUCUGGUGGAUGUUGCACAAUCUAAACAUGUUCAUAUCUUAACAGUGUUGUCGUGUAUAAUUAAUUUGACUGUCACGAUCUGCUUCAUAAUAUUAUCUAACGAGAAUGUGUUUGCUCAGUAAGUCUACUGUCAGGGAUAAUCCUAUGCCGUGUUUAAAAAAAAUAUAUAUAUAUUAUAUUUAUUUACCCCUAGCAGGCAGAACCGCACAUCAGGCUUUUAUGUGUUCUGAUGAAAUGAGCUAUGGAAGAUGAAAUGACUCAGUAUAGCCAAAAACAGUUUGAAAGGGAGCACAGCUCUGCUCUGUUGGUGCAGCAGUGUCAUUGUUAUGCUGAUUGCUGCAGAAUAGUCUGUGUGGCCUGGAUAAUACAGAAUUCAAGCUGGGUAUACAGCUUUUCAGAUAUUCACCUCCAUUUUACCAUGUUGGCUCAGGACAGGAUUUGUAUGCGGCUCUAAGAUGGUGCAGUUUCUGAAUUUUAGAUGCAUUUUAAGGAAAAGCCACAUAGACGGUGACCCAUUUUUUAGAAAGCUAUUAUAACAUAGCAUUCACUAAGAGAGCACCAGAAUGGAGGGUAAUCAAGUGUAAACGGACGUACGGGCUUUUAGGUUUGCACUUAACCAAACAAUGCUACUGUGUGGCGCGUGCUGUCCUCCAUAUGACAUCUAAACAUGUGUGUGUGUGUGUGUGUGUGUGUGUGGCGUAUUCCGCAUUUGUGGUUGUCACCUUGAUGCUAAGGACGGGUUGUCAACAUGGAUUUGAUGCAGUGACUCCCUGCAGCUACCGCUAUCCCUAGCAUGGCAGAACCCUACGCAGCUCUAAAAAUACACUUUCUCUCAUUCAAUGGUUCUAUAAAUAGACUACUGUCAUUAUAGGAUCCCCUGUUGGACCCUUGGCCUCCCCCUGCUGGCUACUGUGGAAACAAGUUUUUCCCUUCCUUCCUUCCUCUGGGUGGUAAAUCACAUAACGGCGACUGUUAUACUACCUCCCUGCAUGGCUCCAGGGCCGCUCUUGGCUUAAAAUCCAUAGGGGAGUAUACAGACAACAAUUAGGUUGGUUGUUGUCUCUGUCUUUGAGAAUUAGGCUCCUGACUAGGAGGGUAAUCCAGUGCUUUGCAGGCAGGGCUGGGCUGAGACGAGACGUCCAUGUUUCUGUCAGCCUCCAGUCAGAGUGUGGAUCAGCUGCUCCACAGUGUUACAGUCUGCUCAUCUGGCUGCAGCCUCAGAUUUACGUGCUGGGCUGAAAUUAUUGUAAAUUUUUAGGGGGUCACUGUGGCAGUCAAGGGAAAGAGCAUCUGCAUCUGGGUGCCGGGGGGGUAUUUUUCUUCCUGAGAGUCUCUCCCUCCGCCACCUCCCCUGACUUGUGAGGAAGUGUUGAAGCGCAGUGUGUAACGGGGGCUGAUCCGUCAAAGCCGCACUGGGCUUGGCCACAGAAAUAGCAGCAGUGGGCUUGUCCUGGUUGUUUUAAGCCAGGGCUGUAUUUGGUAACCGUCUGGCACCGCCCCUGAUGCCUUAGCUUGGCUUCUUUUAGGCCCUGUCUCUGGCAAAACCAAUUUAGUUUUAACAAUGGUUCAUCCCCUCUGCUGCAGGACUAGAAUGGGACAUUUUCCCUUGGCUUGUAGCUAAUGACUGGGGGUUUAGAAGAUAGUGGUGAGACUGAGGCGUGGACGGUGCAGGGUACGGCAAGGCAGGGAGGCAUGUGACACUCUGCAGCCAUGCAGCAAAAUUCUCCUGAGGCUCCCCUUGGGGAGCUAAGGAUGGAGCCACUGACAUGGCCCAAUCGCCAUGUGUGUCAGUGAGAGCGUGUGAGUGAGCCACGGCAGUCAAGCUUAACAGAUCUCCUUGUCGUCAGGAGGAUUGACUUGGCUGUUUCUAAUUCCAGGACAUCGGCUGUUUUUCUGCUUUCUCCUUCAUGCUUCCAGCCCUUCUUUGAAUAAGACAUACAGAGAGACAGAAGACCGAUAUACAGUGCAUUCGGAAAGUAUUCCGAACCCUUGACUUUGUUCCACAUUUUAUUACGUUACAGCCUUAUUCUAAAAUGGAUUGCAUUUUUGCGUGUAGAUUGAUGAGGGGGGGGAAAAAACGAUAUAAAUAAUUUUAGAAUAAGGCUGUAAUGUAACAAAAUGUGGAACAAGUCAAGGAGUCUGAAUACUUUCCGAAUGCACUGUACACUGACAUAAGAGAUACAAUUCAUGUUCCAUUCAUAAUUCUCCCACCACACUGACUUGAAACUGAAUUCUAUAUACCCUUUCCAUUUGAAGGAAGUUGUGUGGCCUGCAAUAGACUAGCGUCCUGUCCAGGGAGUGCAUUUGUACCUCAAGCUGCCUCACGCUCCAGAAACAGGAGACAGAGCGGCCAAUAGGACAGGAGCCUGUCUCGAACAGGGCUACUUACUUAUGUGGCCUUCAUAAAUGAAUUGCUUUGAUGUUCUAUAACUGGAUACUUUAUUAUUUGUAACCAAAGAGUAUUCUAGGAUUGUUUACAUGUUGAUCUCAUCUGUGCUGUGUCGGGCAGUGCCCUUUCCCUUGGUGUAAAUCACAUUGGCCCCUUAGUACAAAAUAGACUGGACGGUCCUUUUGGGUCCUGGGGCCCAUUCAGACUGAGGAAGGAGCAUGGGUGGGGGUAAGGGGUGAUUGGGGUAGAGCGAGAGGCUGCGUUGGGGCCUCUGUGAGGAUUCUAACUGGAGGGGGACUGCGUUGAUCAUAGACUGUUCUAACCCAGAGUUCGUAGACACUCCACUGGAACCUACAGUCUCGGGACAAUCCCCCUCCCUUCUUACUUUUCCUGAAAUGAUGACGUUGCGUCGUCUUUUUCUCUCGUUCACUAUGCUCGAAAUGUGGCAUCGAGACGCUCCGUUUUUUUCUUUUGUUUCUGUUUGAACCCUUUGACGUACAGCCAUGGGCUGGCUACUGGCUCGUAUGGUGGGGCUGGCUACUGGCUCGUAUGGUGGGGCGGGCUACUGGCUCGUAUGGUGGGGCUGGCUACUGGCUCGUAUGGUGGGGCGGGCUACUGGCUCGUAUGGUGGGGCUGGCUACUGGCUCGCAUGGUGGGCUGGCUACUGGCUCGCAUGGUGGGCUGGCUACUGGCUCGUAUGGUGGGGCUGGCUACUGGCUCGCAUGGUGGGCUGGCUACUGGCUCGUAUGGUGGGGCGGGCUACUGGCUCGUAUGGUGGGGCUGGCUACUGGCUCGCAUGGUGGGCUGGCUACUGGCUCGUAUGGUGGGCUGGCUGGCUCGUAUGGUGGGGCGGGCUACUGGCUCGUAUGGUGGGGCGGGCUACUGGCUCGUAUGGUGGAGCGGGCUACUGGCUCGUAUGGUGGGGCUGGCUACUGGCUCGUAUGGUGGGGCUGGCUACUGGCUCGUAUGGUGGGGCUGGCUACUGGCUCGUAUGGUGGGGCUGGCUACUGGCUCGUAUGGUGGGGCUGGCGGCCGCUCAAGGUCAGUUUUGUUUUUCAGCAGAGAGCACCAGGCACCACCUCUCCCAGCCCAAUUAUGUGACGACCCUGACUGUGUUUUGAAACAGGCAACCGUGCGGUCCAUAUGUAAGCCCCGCCCUCUCUCUUGUAAACAGUGCUUGCCUCGAAUGUCAGGGAUGUCAACCGCCAUCACGAGGGCACAGGACUUAGAGCUUGCUAUAGUUUUAGUGGGCGUGAAACGCAGAGCCAUGCCGAGGGGGAAGGAGGGAGGGAAGGAGGUGUUUAUGUUCGACGUGAAAGAGGAGAUAGAUUCCCACCAUCCGACUAUGUGCCAUGCCCCCUUCUGGCAACCCGAUAAGGCACUUUAUAACACUUACAUGACACUUAGCUUAUAGGGUGUCACAUAUUAUAACACGUGGAGUGCACAUUUCUUUCAGCUGGACUGAAUUUCUAAGUUUAGCCGCUGCUGUGUCAAGCUAUUGAAUAUUUUAUUUUAUUAUCAUUUUUUUAAAAUAGAUGUGGUACUAAUAUUUUCGUCUCGCUCUUUAAACUGUCAUCUCAUGUUCUCUUGUUGCUGUUGUUGUACAGUAUGGACUGCAGCUACCGCCAAAUGGAGUGCUAUGUUGCCUGUGUAGGAACUAUCUGUUUAGUUUUGCAGUUGUACAUGUUGUACAUAUUUUGCAAAUAUGUUUAACAUUAAACAUUAUAUUAAACACCCCAA
Oncorhynchus mykiss (rainbow trout) is the source of this 7962-nucleotide messenger RNA. The record is from RefSeq and is a predicted model, not a curated record. NCBI's taxonomy places the organism in Eukaryota, Metazoa, Chordata, Actinopteri, Salmoniformes, Salmonidae.